Molecule: messenger RNA, 1449 nt
Organism: Hordeum vulgare subsp. vulgare (domesticated barley)
Lineage: Eukaryota; Viridiplantae; Streptophyta; Magnoliopsida; Poales; Poaceae
Product: heavy metal-associated isoprenylated plant protein 41-like
Exons: 5
Coding region: 112-1020 (302 amino acids)
Biological process (GO): rRNA base methylation
Cellular component (GO): cytoplasm
Molecular function (GO): rRNA (uridine-N3-)-methyltransferase activity
Source: RefSeq, a predicted model, not a curated record
ACAGAAGCCCCCUCGCCGCGUACACAGAAAGGAACCUCCGAGUCUUCCGCCGCAGCAGCACCUCUCCUCCCUUGUCGCCGCCGCCGCCGAAGAGCAUACGGGGAGGCGCGCAUGGCGGGGGCUUCGCUGGAGGGUGGCGCGCUAAAUGCCGCGGCUGAGCGGGUGGGGCUGUACUGGUCGACUCAGGCCAUCCUGCUCGUCGGCGAAGGGGACUUCUCCUUCGCCCUGGCUCUCGCCACCGGGUUCGGCUCCGGCGCCAACCUCGUCGUCACUUCCCUCGACGACUACGGUACUCUGACGAAGAAGUACAGGGGAGCAGAAUCGAAUUUGGCAAAGCUAAAGAAGAUGGGGGCAGUAAUUUUGCUUGGAGUUGAUGCAGGAAAGCUGGACUGUCAUGCUUAUCUGAGGACGAAACAGUUCGAUCGGAUUGUUUUCAACUUCCCCCAUGCUGGAUUCAGUUUCGGGUGGAAAGAAGACGACGAGCGUCUCAUCAAGGAACACCAAAAGGUAGUGAAGGCCUACUUCGAAAGCGCGAGCCGCCUCCUUUGUCCUGAAGGCGAAGUCCAUGUGAGCCACAAGAGAAAACACCCUUACUACAAGUGGGACCUUCUAAGACUUGCCGCGGAUUCUGAUCUUCAUCUGGUCUAUCAACCCUACUUCUGCAAAGAGGACUAUCCUGGCUAUAACAAUAAGAGAGGAGAUGGCAAGGAUUGCGAUGAACCUUUCAUGCUUGGGGUAUGUAGCACAUUCAUGUUCAGAAAGGGGUAUCUGAACAUGAUUGAAAGGCCUUCCCAUUCACUUCCAGUUGCUCCAAUGCGGCAGGGGUGUCACCCUUAUGUUCUGUUUAACAUGUAUGGCAUGUCGCCAGGCUCAGGAUUCCCACAAUAUGCUGCUGCUCAACCAGGAUAUGCUCUAGAAAAUGUUCCCCGGCAGAAUAGCAACAUGGCAGGUAUCAUACAACAGGACCAACUUUCACAUUGGAGAGGGCUGAUAGAGAAGUUUGGUAGACAUCCCACCUGAAGACUGAAGAUACUCUUCUGGCUUGAAAUUUGAGCUGCCGCUAGAAGAGCCUUGUGUGGGAAAGUUUAUAGUGCCAGGAUUUAGUUUGCCCUUUGAUAAAAUGCCACGCAUGGUGUCAUUGACAUAUGGCGACCCCACAUAUCAUUGACAUAAUGCGUGACAUUUUAUCAAAGACAAAGUAAAACGUGGCAAUUUUAUCAAAUAUCCAUACGAUAUCCUUUUUGUCGCCAGCAGGCAAAUAUUGAUUGCAACCAACGUUGUUUCCUCUAAAUCUGGUUGUAAACUCAGCAACAGUCAAAUUCUCUAUUUUUAGCAGCUCGGUGGUUAUACUUUUCAUGUCAUUCGGUAACUGGCUUAAAUUGUGAAGCAGGAAUUUUGCAAGCACUAGUUGCUUGUCCCUGUCUUAUUUUCAGUUUAUGUUUUCAUUUA